AUGCCUCUCAGGGGACCAUAUAAACAGUACGAGGUAGAUACAAGAAUCGCUGUUCCGAAAUCUACCGUGUAUGACAGACGUAAGCGUCACUUUGCGGAAAUUGACAGUGAUACUGAUAGCGAAGCUGAUCAACAUGAUGUCGACAGGGAACAUGAUGAUGCAACACUUAAUAGAACAGUUGCAAGUGGCCACGAAAGAUCAGAUGAAAGCGAUGCAGAGGUGAGUUUAAUUCAUUUUUCAAAAUAAGACAUCGAAGACUAGUUCAGGAUCUUCUUAACUAAUGUGUAAUCUACUAUCAUAAGAUUUUCUGUGCAAAUAUGCAUGUGCAUGAGGUUUAUUAAUUCACCACAAUAAAAGAUGGCGGAUGUCGAUUUUACCACAAUGUUUUAAACGUUUUUCUGUCCUUAUUAUUAUGCAUGCUCACACCACUCUAGCAAAUAGGGUCAUACUAAUAGGCAAUUCUAGGGGGCUUGCAGGGGACAAUGGGAAGUAAGGUAUCACAAUGCUGUCUUUGCUGAAAAAAUAAAAAUGAUGGCUGUGUAAACACGGAGUGAUAGCUUAUACUUGUAAAUAUUGAAAUAUUUCGGCUAUUUCGGUAGUUUUUAUUGAAAUUUUUCAGCAUAAUCAGCAAUAUACCUUACUUCCCAUCAUCCCCUGCAGGCAUAAACUAAAAGCUGGAAUUACCUAUUACCAACAACUACCGUCAACAACCGACAAUUACCGACAACAAGCACACAAUUACCGACAACAAGCUGACAAUUACCGACAACAAGGCGAAUGAGCUGACAAUUACCAACAACAAGGCGAACAAGCUGAAAAAUACCGACAACAAGCGAAUACCCAAAAUAUAUAAAUUCGACAGAUUUUGUCAAAACAUUGUUAAGUUAAAACAUUUCGCGAUUAAAGAUGAUGGAUUCGCGUAGGCAGACAGUAAUUAUAUUUUCAUUGUUUGACAUCAAUAAAAUCAUAAACAAUAGGAUUAACAAAACAUCCUGCUCAAGGAUAAAUGUAUUCAUAAUAGAAUUCCAAUCAUGCAAACUAUCUAAAAACUGCAUAGUAUGCUGAUGAGUCAUCGAUACCAAAUAAAAGUACAGAUAGGAAACUAAAUUUCAAGUAGAAAAUCAGUAUUAACUACCCUAUUAUCUAUAAUUAUAUAACUACCAACUUCUAUAAAGUGUGUAUGUGCAUACCGUAUAAUGUGUCUAAAAUGUUUAAUAGUAACAAACAGAAACAAGCUAUAAAUUAUUUACAUCAAUUCAUGUAUGUAUUUGGGUUUCUUCAAAAACAGUCAUGCAUUCAUACAAAUAACUAUAAGAAUACAAUGAAAGUAUGUAUUUGCUUGUUGUCGGUAUUUUUCAGCUUGUUGUCGGCAAUUGUCAGCUUGUUGUCGGCAAUUGUCAGCUUGUUAUCGGUAAUUGUCUACUUGUUGUCAGUAAUUGUCGGUUGUUGUCGGUAAUUAGUAUGACCGGGCAAAUAUAGUUGAUAUUUUGACUGAAUCUUGAUUAAUAUUGCUGGGCUCAUGUAAGUGCAACAACUGGGCCAGUCCAUAGCCUGGCUUUCCAGGCUGAUAUUGUGUUGUAUGCAUGUCUAAAAAUAUUUAGGAAAAAUAAUCUGAUGCCACUGAUAAAAGUAAUGUAUGUCUCUUGCAACUAAGGAUGAAUGGUCACAGAUAAAACAUUGUCUAUUCUCAUGACAUUAAGUACUCCAUGUUUUUACCAAGAAAGUUCUAUGUUUGCAUGUGAUGAUAAUUUGAUGGUUUCAAUUCACUCAGCCAAUCAGCUUGGAGUUGGUUGAACAUGAUUGGCUGAUUAAUUAAUAAAACCUGUCAAGUGCUCUUGACAAACAUUGAAGAUUGUCACACAAAUAGGCAAUGUUUUUAUCAGUCAAGUGACGAUAAUAUUUUGUCAAGUAAACACAAAUUUCAUUUCCCUGCUGGAAUGUAUGUGUGGGAAAUGUAUGUGUGUAUGCUGAAAUUUUACAACUGACAUGAUUUGAUCAAGAAUCCCCACUAAUGCCUUUUGUCCAAUUUUGCUAGGACACGUACAAUAUCCCCAAUUAUGUAUCUGACCCAGAAAGCCAGGAUGAUUUGGAUGUGAAUAAUGGAGAUGAGAGUGAAGAAGAAGCAGAUUUUCUGAAUGCUGCUGGAAUCCAUCAAAAUCCAGGUAUGCACUGUGUAAACCUUGAUUCAAGACUUAUAUGUACGUAAAUGCAGCAACAAAGAGCGCUUAACGUUGCAGUCGAGCGUGGAAUUGAGUAUGGUCAUCAUUCAUUGUUUACAGUAGGUUCUCAGCAUGUUCUGGUGAGCAUGGCGGUCAGUGGUACCCAUAAUGAUACAACAUUAACCCUCCAGGUAUUCAAAAACAGCGUUGACACUCCAGGGAAGUUCAUAUUGAACCUCCUCCACUCAUCGAGUGUGAUUGAGCUUUAGAAUACAGGCAAUAGUUUUGAAAACUAGCCAAAACUUCUGAAACCCAGUUACUUUGAAUCUUCUACUGAUAACAUGUUCCAAGCCCAUUCAUGUUAGCUUGUGAAUGUCAAGAUGGCAAGCAUAGUUGGCAGUUUUGACUGCUUCAGCCUGUAAGGAUUUUAUUUGGAGGCAAGGGCAACUUUAACCAAUUAAUAUAUCCAAGUCAUUUUUUCCCUAAUGUGAGUAAUAUUGUCUGGCAUUAGUGGGAAUACAUUUUAAAGUACUGUUAUUCAGUUGGGCUCAUGGGAACGUGUUAAAGGGUUAAAAGUAUGCAAUGGCAGAUAAUAUUAAUUGUUAACCCAGUAACAUCCAACACUCUUCCCUUGCAUGAUGAGUAAAAUAUCUGAUUAGCCAUUGUUCACAGGCAACAGUAGCAAUAUGUUGCAAAACAUGGCGUAAACAGAUGUGUUUUGAGAGCAUGCCACUGUAUGUACGGUACAGUAUCCUGUACAUCCUAUGCUACAAGUAUAAAGUUUCUAAAUAUAGAUUUUUACAUAAUUUUUCUUCAAUGCAUACAUUUACUUUUUAACAGAAUGGCAAUAGAGACAACCCUAUAUAUGAAGGAGCACACAUCACCAUAGCUCAAUGUCUUCUUCUUAUCCUGUGCUUUGUGGUUCGACAUUGUUUAACAAAAGAAGCCUUGAAAGAUCUGCUGAUCCUGUUAAAUCUUCUCCUUCCUCACUCUGUGCCUGCUACACAGUAUAAGUUCUUCAAAGCAUUUGAAAAUGUAAAUUUUCAGGUAAAAUAGUUUUUGUAAACAUGAUUUCCAAAUAAUUAGACUGCUUUUGCUUUAAUGCAAUUGGCUUGAUUCGUCUCAAUUGGUCUUGUCAGCAAGUUGCAAAUGUAUAUGCCAAAAAAGUUUGGUAAAAUUGAGAAACUACUGAAAUUUGAAUAUUGGACCUUCCGAAAUUUUUCUGUGCUGGAACUGUCAUUUCUUCAGUUCCAGGAUUGGUAUCUUUUAUAUAGUACAAAACAUAAUCCGAAGGUUUUUCUACAAAGACAACAUUCCGAAUCUUUCGAAAUCUAAUGUAGUUUACGAAGUGACAUGUCCUGGCUAUUCCGCAACAUAUAUUGGGAAAACAGAAUUAAGACGUUUACAGACACGGCUUGUUGAACAUACCAAUCCGACCAAAAGUGCUAUUGGACAACAUUUUCACAACUGCGAACAUGUGGAAUACAUUGUAAACCUACACUUUGCUUUUGACAAACUUAACAACCCAACUGACGCUGACAAUAACGUUUCCACUUUUAUUACCAACUUAAUAAUUGACAACUGUCGAAUUAUUCACACUAUUCAUUCCCGCACAUCUAAUUUUCUCUUGUUGCUUGAAGCUCUAUAUAUCAAGUACCAUUCACCCAGUUUAAACACUGGACUCAAGGCCAGCAAAGAACUUAAGCUUUUUUCUUAAUCUAUACACCCACAUUUCAUCACACUUACAUCUCACUGCACCUGUCGUAUUGGUUCUGAUUGAGACUUUAUGUCAUCAUGCCUUGCCAACUUGUAUAUAAGACCAUGUAUAUGUUGUAACUGUAGUUAGUCUGAUGAUUUUGUAAUAAAAUCGAAAUAUUACUCACUCACUUUCUUGUUUGACUCAUAUUUUGGGUUUCAAGAUGCUUAUCUUCUGAUUAUGUUUUGUACUAUAUUUUUUGAAAUUGUCGGCUGGUAUAGGUAUCUGCGUAAUGUGUCGGUUGGUAUUGGUAUCUUUUAGAUGAGGAUUUUCUUUUAAAUGUCAUUAAAUUUCUUUCUUUAGACACACUAUUAUUGCCCAUCAUGCCUUUUUUACCUGGGUAAAGACAUAACCGAAGGCGAAUGUGAAUCAUGCUGCCAACGUUUUCAUGUUGACAAAUGUGAAGAAGAUGGGAAUUACUUUUUGUAUUUGCCAUUGAAAGACCAGAUCAAAGAUUUGUUUUCCGAUGAAAAGAUACAGAAGUAUUUGACAAACCAUGAUCUUAACAGAGUCGGAGCAACUGACAACAUUUCAGAUGUAACAUCCUCCAAGUUGUAUCACCAACUGGUUGAACAGCAUAACCUCUCGGGCAAAGAUUUAACUUUGACGUGGAACACUGAUGGCAUUCCAGUUUUUAAAUCAUCCCGCUAUUCAAUUUGGCCAAUACAGAGCUCAGUAAAUGAACUACCGCCACAUCUACGAGGAAAGCACAUCUUAUUAAAUGGUCUCUGGUUUGGUAACAGAAAGCCUGCGAUGAACACGUUCUUGAAGCCAUUUAUAGAAGAGUGUACACAUCUUGAGAACAAUGGCCUAACCAUUAAAGAUGAAUCCCAGCCAAGAAAGAUAUUUGCGAUGGUUCUUUCUGCUGAUUCUCCAGCAAGAGCAAUUGUAAAGAACUGCAAGCAGUUCAAUGGAAAACAUGGUUGUGAUUGGUGUGAAUCUCCUGGUGAGAUGAUUGAUGGUGGUGCUCCAACUCGCUACUACCCUUACAGAGGUCCUCCAACCAUGCGCACUGCAGCAAAGCAAGCACAGUAUGCCCUUAAAUCCAAUCGCAAAAAUGAAGUUGUGAAGGGUGUUAAAGGGCCAUCGGUAAUUGGAAUUCUUCCAACAUUUGAUCCCGUUAGAGGUGUUGCUGUCGAUUACAUGCACUGUGUCUGCCUAGGUGUCAUCCGACAGUUGGUGAACUUGUGGAUGGACAGCAAACAAAAUGGCAAGCCUUCCUACAUUGGUCAAAUGGAACGAGAAAUCAGCAACCGAUUAUGUGCAAUCAAUGUCCCUAGCGAAAUCAGCCGUGCACCAAGGUCAUUUACUGAUCGACGUUACUGGAAAGCAUCCGAGUGGCGAACUUUCAUUUUUUGUUGUCUGAUUGUUUUCCAGGGCAUCCUACCUCCAGUAUAUCUCAAGCAUCUAUUUUUGUUUGUAUAUGGAGUGUAUUGCCUUGGUGAUUCAAUCGAUGACAGCACCAUAGAUUCUGCCAAAGUUUGUUUGACAAAAUUUGUCAUUCAAGUUGAAGAAUUGUAUGGAUUGAAACACUGUUCAUUCAAUGUGCAUCAGUUGGUUCAUCUUGCUCAGUCA
This is a messenger RNA of Paramuricea clavata, 5490 nucleotides long. Lineage: Eukaryota; Metazoa; Cnidaria; Anthozoa; Malacalcyonacea; Plexauridae. The record is from the annotation of a GenBank genome assembly.